Fragaria vesca subsp. vesca is the source of this 564-nucleotide messenger RNA. Its product is annotated as WUSCHEL-related homeobox 8-like. The coding region runs from base 1 to 564 and encodes 187 amino acids. The transcript is spliced from 2 exons. NCBI's taxonomy places the organism in Eukaryota, Viridiplantae, Streptophyta, Magnoliopsida, Rosales, Rosaceae. The record is from RefSeq and is a predicted model, not a curated record. Gene Ontology annotation, molecular function: DNA binding; DNA-binding transcription factor activity.
AUGGAGACCCAAUGCAGACGCAUAGAGAAUAGGUUUCUUAGUAAGGUGAGAAUGGAAGGGCAGAGAAGAGUGUUGGCAAUGAAAUUGGAGAGGCCGAGGACUCAGAACCAAGAUGGGUUUUGCGUCAUGACGGAAGACCAAGUCGAGCAACUCCGGAAACAGAUCGCCGUCUACGCCGUCAUCUGUGAGCAGCUUGUUGAUACGCAUAAGGCCUUCACUGCCCAACAGGAUCUUGCUGCAUCAGUACGUCUUUCUGGUCCAGGAAUGAAGAUGGGAAAUGUGUAUGGCGAUUCGAUGGCAUUUGGUGGCAACAAGGUAACUGCGAGGCAGCGGUGGACGCCAUCAAAUACGCAACUUGAAAUCCUUGAGCGUAUCUAUAAUGAAGCCAACGGAACUCCAGGAAAGCAGAGAGUUAAAGAGAUAACCAAGGAACUCUCACAACAUGGCCAAGUUGCUGAAACUAAUGUUUACAAUUGGUUCCAAAACAGAAGAGCUCGUUCAAAGAGAAAGCAAUCGGUGCCAACACGGAUCAAUACAGAAUCAGAUUGUAUCUCCCAAGGAUAA